Messenger RNA from Sciurus carolinensis (gray squirrel), 2395 nucleotides. RefSeq names its product CD300c molecule (gene Cd300c). Lineage: Eukaryota; Metazoa; Chordata; Mammalia; Rodentia; Sciuridae. Bases 285 to 947 code for a protein of 220 amino acids. The transcript has 4 exons. Gene Ontology annotation, cellular component: plasma membrane. The record is from RefSeq and is a predicted model, not a curated record. Gene Ontology annotation, molecular function: transmembrane signaling receptor activity.
GGCCUGAGGGUGAGGGCGGUCCUGCCAGCUUGGGGGCCGUGGCGGGUCCCAUCCUGCUGCACCCCCUCCCCGGCGUUCACAGGACGUGGGGCUCACAGGGCGGCCUCAGGCUUGCUUGGUCCCGCAGCUUCUCCAUUUUCCCCAGGAACAGAACUGAAGAGGAUCAGCGAGGAUUCAGCGGCACAGAGAAAAGCAGAAGUGGGACCUUGGAGGCUGACUCCCCGGGGGCUGAAGCCUGGGGCCAGCGGGGCCUGGCGCUUCCCCGUGACAGCUGUGCGGGAGAAAUGAGCCCCGGAGGCCCGGCUGCCUGGCCAGCUUUGGCCCUGCUGCUCCUCUGGCUCCCAGGCUGUGCUCCCCUGAGCUGUCCCAGCAAGGUGGAGGGCACCGUGGGAGGAUCCCUGAGCGUGCAGUGUCGGUAUGAGGAGGAAUACAAGGACAAGCCCAAAUCCUGGUGCAAAAAGUCAUUCCUCUGUAAUGACCUUGUGAAGACCACAGACUCAGAGAGAGAGGUGCGGAGUGGCCGAGUGUCCAUCAGCGACCAUCCUGCAAACCUCAGCCUCACGGUGACCAUGGAGCACCUCACCCUGGAGGACGCAGGCUCCUAUGAGUGCCAGGUGGACACACCGUGGCAUGACGGCUUUGAUCCUGGCUUCAGGGUUAAGGUCACUGUGCUCCCAGCCCUGACCGCAGCCUCCAGCCCUGAGAGCCCCACAAGCACCCAGGGCCCUCCCACGUCCCUGUCAACACACACCUGGCCCGUCACCACCAGAGAGGACACCCCCAGUCCCCACCAACAGCCUGGGUCCCCGGCCAUCAAUGUCCAUCUCCUGCUCCUGAUCUUGGAGGUGCCCCUGCUCCUGAGCAUGCUCAGUGCUGUCCUCUGGGUGAACAGGCCUCAGAGAAGCUCUGGAGCAAGGAGAGGGGGGCCUGACUAUGAGAACCAGUGACCCCUGCUGUCCAGGAGGCCAUGUCCAGUGACACAAUCCUGCUGCAGGACGGGGACGGCCUCCUGACUUACCAGUCUGCAUUUCUGUUAGAAUGCUCGGAAGCUUUUGUGAACAUUUCAGAAGCUUUUCCUUGGGCUGUACCAAACACAUGAACGACACGACGCUUCCAGCCAAGAACAGUCCGGCACUGCGUGUCCCCCUCCAGCUUGUCACAGAACAUCAGGAACAUUGACGAAGCCCCUUUUCCUUCUCUGGCGUCUUCUUCCUGCCCUCCUGGGAGACAACCCCCCCAGGGCUUCACGUUCCUCCUCUGCUUGAUCUAAGGGUUUUGCCUCUCACAUGCAUAUGGGGUUUCCCAAGGGUAUGAGGUUUAGCUUUGCUUAUUUUUGAACUUUAUAUAAAGAGAAUCAUGCAAUUUUUCCUCCCUGGCACUGGCGAUGGAACGCGGGCCUCGCGCACGCUUGGUGGUCAGUCGCUGCGCCACCCCACCCGCUCUGACCCUGAUGGCUCCUUGGCUUCCAAGUACUGUGAUGGAUGCUUCCACGUCGUACUCUGGAGAUUCAUCCUUACGGAUAUGCAGAUGCCCCACGUGCCGUUCAUUUGUGUUGCUCUGGAUCUGCUGUGAGAACGCACCCCAACCUACUCUGCCGGUGUUUUGUGGAGGGACAUCAGAAUUCUUCCUUCCUUCUCUCUCUCUCCCCCUCCUCCUCCCUCCCUCCCUCUCUCUUUCUUUUUUCUUUUUGUUCUUUUCUUUCUUCCUUUCCUGGUCCUGCUGCUUCUCCUCCUCCUUCUCUUCUUCCUCCUCAUCCUCUUUCCUCUCCUCCUUCCCCUGUCCUCUUUCCCUCCCCUCUACCUUGCUUGCUUUCUCUUCCUCCUCUCCCCAUCCUCCUCUUCCCCUUCUGUAAUUUGUUUGCUUCUGUUGCUUACCGUGUUGCGCAAACAUUCUUGAACAUAUUUCCUAGCAUAUAUGUUUUUAGUGUCUCCUGGAGCCCGGCUUUGGAUUUUACUGGGCGUGCUGACUCCACUCUACUAGGCAAUUCCAAUCGAUUUCCGAGGUCCCUGUACUCAGCAGCAGACCCAGGGCUCUGACCCUCCCCAGGCUUCCUAAUUCCGCCCCGUAACUGGAUGUGAAUGGACAUCUGCUCUGUUCAUCUGGAUGCAUCUGAGCGCUCACGCCUUUCUGCGCCGUUUAGAUUUUCUCUUUUGUGGAAUUCUGUUUCCUGUUGUGGGGCUGUGUUUUCGUAUUGAUUUUCGGUUUGUAGAAAUUACUUACAAGUCCUGUGUGAGUUACAUGUGUUCUGAAUAUCUUUCCCCAGCUUGUUGACUUUGCGGUAUCCUUUGAGAAAGAGUCUUUUUUAAAAAAAAUUUUUUAGUACUAAGGAUUGAACAUAAGCCCUCUCACAUACUAGGCAAGUGCUCUACCACUGAGCUAUGCUACCAGCCCCCUU